This is a messenger RNA of Postia placenta MAD-698-R-SB12, 1764 nucleotides long. RefSeq lists its product as hypothetical. The transcript has 11 exons. The record is from RefSeq and is a predicted model, not a curated record. NCBI's taxonomy places the organism in Eukaryota, Fungi, Basidiomycota, Agaricomycetes, Polyporales, Adustoporiaceae. Bases 1 to 1764 code for a protein of 587 amino acids.
AUGCCCUCAGCUAAACCAUAUGGUGGCACGACCAGAAAGCUUGUGAUUGCUUUUGACGUUGGAACGACAUACAGUGGUAUUGCGUACGCGCUUCUUGACCCGGGGGAGGUUCCCAAAAUUCAAGGAGUCACUCGUUUUCCAGGCCAAGAGAACGCAGCGGGAGACUCAAAGAUCCCAUCCAUUCUCUACUACAACCCGGAUGGGUCAGUGAGAGCAGUCGGCGCCGAGGCUGCUCUUCCGAGCCUUUCCUUAGACGCUGAAGAUGAAGGCCUGUAUUUUGUAGAAUGGUUCAAACUGCAUCUCCGUCCCGGUGCACUGGCAUCGGAGGAUGCCAUUCGCAGCAGGGUGCCGCCGCUCCCAUUCGGGAAAAGCGUGACCGACAUUUUUGCCGACUUCAUGGCAUACCUGUUCUCGUGCGCUCGAAGGUACAUCAUCGAGACGCACGCGAACGGAGAUCGCCUUUGGAGCUCUGUGGAGAAGAGCAUCGAGUUCGUGCUGAGCCACCCGAAUGGCUGGGAGGGCAAUCAGCAGACCAAGAUGCGGCGAGCCGCGGUGCAGGCUGGCCUCAUCCCGGACACACCGGCGGGAUACGCUCGCGUGCACUUUGUCACUGAAGGCGAGGCGGGCCUUCACUUCUGUGUACAGAGCGGACUCGCGACAGAGUCGGUCAAGAACGGGCAUAGUGUCGUCAUCCUCGAUGCCGGUGGUGGGACUGUUGAUCUGAGUACAUACAAGUUCGCGUCGGUGCUGCCUAUGGCCGUCGAAGAGAUCGUGGCGCCUGAUUGUAAGUGUAUAAUGCAGGGCUCCACCACAGUGAAUGCACGCGCGGGCAAAUUCCUGGAAGCAAAACUUAAGGACUCCGCAUAUGGCAACGAGGAGGACAUCAGGACGAUGCUCGAGUGCUUCGAGAAGUCAACGAAACCUAUCUUCAAAGAUGCUAGCGAGACGUCGUAUAUUCGAUUCGGAUCGAUGUCCUGCAACGACCCUGCUGUCGGGAUACGGAGAGGUCAACUGGUUCUCGCAGGGAGUGACGUCGGGUCAUUCUUCCAGCCGGCGAUCGACGCCAUUGUGGAAGCGGUCCAAAAGCAGAAGGAAUCCGCUCCGGCUGAAAGCCCUCUCGGAGUCGUUUUCUUGGUGGGCGGCUUCGCGGCAAGUCCGUGGCUCUUCUCGCAACUCCAGAAUGCGUUGUGGGACUAUGGUCUCAGCGUCUCGCGCCCGGACCGACACACGAGCAAGGCAGUCGCGGAAGGCGCAGUAUCAUUUUACCUAGACCACUGGGUCUCUGCCCGCGUCGCGCGCGUGACGUACGGGAUCGAAUGCACGACCCACUACAAUGAGUCGAAGCCCGACCAUCUGCAGCGCCGCGGAAAUGUCCGCACACGGCCGUCGGGGAGACAGGUCAUCCCUGACCACUUCUCCGCCAUCCUCGCCAAGGGCACCCGCAUCCGCGAAGACGAGGAGGUGUCGCAUGGAUACUACAAGGAGGCACGCGAGGCGGUGACGCUCAACAGGAUCACCGCGGAGAUUACCUGCUACCGUGGCAGAUCGAAGGAGCCGUGCUGGACGGACAUCGAGCCAGAAAUGUACUCGACGCUGUGUACGGUGCACGCGGACACCUCGCGCGUCCUAAAGGUGAUGCAGCACGGAGAAAACGGCAUCUACUAUACACAGGACUACAAGGUGGUCCUGCUGUGCGGCACGACGGAACUGAAAGCGCAGAUCAGCUGGAUGGAGGAUGUAGGUGGCUUCAUUGCGAUCUCGUGA